AUGGGGUCCCCUCGGGAAUUGGAGACCCCACUAGAGUCAGAUGCAGCUCCCCCUUCAGAGAUGAGCCCCUGUGGGGGAAUCAAAGAGUCUGAGGGGCAAUAUCCUCUGAGCACAGGGGCUGGACUCACCCAACAAGGACAGGAUGAUUUGGGAGACUUGAGGGUUCUCCCUGAAGCAAAAUACGCUGCGGAGUGGAGACGAGGGGGAGUAUUAGGAAAAGAAGCUUCGGGGUGGAGAGCGAGCCCCACGGUUUAUGACCCGUGUGACACGAGGCUAGGGCCCCAAGAAAGGAAUUUCACACUGAGUGAGUUAGGAAACGGAUUAGAAAAACAGAAUAUUUCUGGGCUGGGGUUGAGGGUCCCUCGAGAGGGUUAUAAUUUAGGAGUCAACAAGAUCUCAGCUUCUCAGGAAACAAAACCUUCUUGGAAAAGGUUGCCAGAAAGACUGGGACGCAUAACCAAGUGUCCGGGAUAUUCUGUGAGCAGCGCCCCUGGAGGGAGGCAGGCUUCAGUGGGGAGGCAUGAGACACCUCCAGAAGAGAUGGAGAGAGGCCCCACCGGUGUGGUGCCAAGUCCCAUCACAGAGAGGACGCUGUGUCCAGUGGAGGUGGGCGCCCAGCUGCCCCAGCCACAAAAGCCAGCGCCCCGGACCCGCCUAGGGCUAGAACCACCUGCUUGCCAGUUUGCCCAGCACCUGGGAGCAGGGAAGGAGGGCGCUGACAGCCUCGAACCUGGAGUGGAGUCUCCACACCACAUUAGACCCGUCUACGCUGGGAAAUUUUUUGAUCGAACUCCCUACUGCUCAAGUGCGGGAAAAAUUGCUCCGAUUGGAUACAGAGUUGUAAACUGCUUGACUGAGAAGCUUCCCAGGCUUGUUACUCCACCAGAGGCAAAAAAGUUUUUCAGCUGCAGGUACCCUCCAGCUGGGGCUCAAAGAGUGUUUUACGGCAGAGCAAAUGAUCCCCCAAUUCCAUCCGAUAUGACGCAUGGCAUCAAAUCGACGCGUUCAAUUCCGGCAAGCACAUUUAUCAACCCAAAGCCCAUGACGGCAUUUCAACAGAAAAUGAAAGACAAACAAGAAUCGAUAUAUUUUAGCAACCAACGGGCACCUUUAGGAAGAUCUUAUGACCAAACGCCAGGACUGCCAAAAGGAAUGGAUAUUCUCAACACCACCUUUGGCACAGCUGUCAUCAGAGAAUUGUCUGCUAGGGAUGUGGUGAAUCCACCCAAAUCCUAUGGAGAAGUACUUAAAGAAACAACAGAAGGACAUGACCUGUAUGUUAUUUCUCACAAUGAUUACUAUGCAGGGGAAGCAAAGAAUCGGAAGUAUGACUCACCACGUUUCCACAGGUUUAACUUGUAUGGAGUCCCAACACCCCAUUUUAAUGAUGGGCGAAACAUGGCAAAGUCUUUAUUUUGGCUUCAUGAGCUACAAAUGAAAAGAGGAGAUAAAUUUGUAUCCAAGAGAGAGGAUGAUUUCAAAGAAAAGUUUCAACAUAAACUUGGGAGAGUUUUAGACCCCAUUGCAGAAACAAUGAAUGUUCCCCCAGACCACACAUUUGGUGCCUGUCUUCGUCCUGAGGAGUAUGGAGUGGGUGAUCUCAUCCAUAACAGACUUCCAGGAGAGUGUCUUCGAGGCAAGGACAGGCAGAGAGCCCUGGUCGCAGCAGUUCGACACCACUUGAAGAAAGUCAACUACCAGAACUUUGACACUCUGCUGGAAGCUUUCAGGCACUAUGACAAGAAGGGAGAUGGGAUGAUUGACAAGGCUGAGCUCCAAGAAGCGUGUGACCAGGCUAACCUGCACUUGGACGGACCGCUCCUGGACGAGCUGUUAGACUACUGCGAUGUGGAUAAAGACGGCCUGAUCAGCUGCCUGGAAUUUGCGAAUUUCCUCACCUGGAAAGACAAGAUGCCUCUGAAAGAGGAUGAAGAAAGGGCCAUUGUCAAAGGUAUACCACGAGAUUGUACUGGACUUACGGAGGCUAGGACUCAAGAAUCGGAACCAGCUCUCUUGAUAAAGCCUGAAGACAUUGUCUAUACUAUGCCAGGGAGCUCGGAGAAGACACUCCGCACCCUUCAGAGACCAAGCGACAAGGCGUCUAAUGAACAAAAGACGACUUCUUCUGAAAUCUGCGCGGUCGUGGGGGCGGCUCCUCCUGUCUGCUGUCCCAUCUACGGAGUCCCCUCUGUGCGGUCUGACAUCCCUGUCCCCCGGAUCCGCCGCAUCAGUGACAGAACGAACUACGGCGAAGACGGUAAUGCAUACUCCUUACUCUAUCCCACCAUCUUCAGCCAGAGAGGAGUGUUUGAGAGAGACUUCUUCAAGACUCGCUCCAAAGAGGAGAUUGCACAGAUAUUAUGUAACAUUGGUGUCAAGCUUUCCGAUGAAGAAUUUGAAAAUGUGUGGAAUCGUGCAUCACAGAAACAUCAAGGUGGAGAAGUUUGUGUAGAGAGCAUCAGAAACGUCCUUGAUGAGCUACACCACGCAGACCGGGCCAAGUGCAAAAUGCUCAUGUGA
Molecule: messenger RNA, 2520 nt
Organism: Elephantulus edwardii (Cape elephant shrew)
Lineage: Eukaryota; Metazoa; Chordata; Mammalia; Macroscelidea; Macroscelididae
Gene: EFHB
Product: EF-hand domain family, member B
Exons: 13
Coding region: 1-2520 (839 amino acids)
Molecular function (GO): calcium ion binding
Source: RefSeq, a predicted model, not a curated record